AUGAGAGAAAUCGUGCAUCUCCAGGCCGGCCAGUGCGGCAACCAGAUCGGUGCUAAGUUCUGGGAGGUGAUCAGUGACGAGCAUGGCAUUGACCCGACUGGAACAUACCACGGAGACAGCGACCUGCAGCUGGACAGGAUCAAUGUGUAUUACAAUGAAGCCUCUGGUGGCAAAUAUGUACCCCGUGCUGUGCUUGUCGACUUGGAGCCAGGAACCAUGGACUCUGUGAGGUCCGGACCCUUUGGCCAGGUCUUCAGGCCUGACAACUUUGUUUUCGGUCAGAGCGGAGCUGGUAACAACUGGGCGAAGGGCCACUACACGGAGGGAGCAGAGCUGGUGGACUCUGUGCUGGAUGUUGUGAGGAAAGAGGCUGAGAGCUGUGACUGUCUGCAGGGCUUCCAGCUCACACACUCCCUGGGUGGAGGCACUGGGUCUGGGAUGGGAACACUGCUCAUCAGCAAGAUCCGUGAAGAAUACCCAGACCGUAUCAUGAACACCUUCAGCGUGGUGCCUUCUCCCAAAGUGUCAGACACAGUCGUAGAGCCAUACAACGCCACACUAUCGGUCCAUCAGCUGGUAGAGAACACAGACGAGACCUACUGUAUCGACAACGAGGCUCUGUACGAUAUCUGCUUCCGCACACUCAAACUCACCACACCGUCGUACGGCGACCUCAACCACCUGGUGUCCGCCACCAUGAGCGGCGUCACCACCUGCCUCAGGUUCCCCGGCCAGCUCAACGCCGAUCUGCGUAAGCUCGCCGUCAACAUGGUGCCAUUCCCACGUCUGCACUUCUUCAUGCCCGGCUUCGCACCGCUCACCAGCAGAGGCAGCCAGCAGUACAGGUCGCUCACAGUCCCUGAGCUCACACAGCAGAUGUUCGAUGCCAAGAACAUGAUGGCGGCCUGCGACCCACGCCACGGCCGUUACCUCACAGUGGCCGCCAUCUUCAGGGGCCGCAUGUCCAUGAAAGAGGUGGACGAGCAGAUGUUGAACGUGCAGAACAAGAACAGCAGCUACUUUGUGGAAUGGAUCCCCAACAACGUGAAGACCGCAGUGUGCGACAUUCCUCCCAGAGGCCUCAAGAUGGCCGCCACCUUCAUCGGCAACAGCACGGCCAUCCAGGAGCUGUUCAAGCGUAUCUCCGAGCAGUUCACCGCCAUGUUCCGGCGCAAGGCCUUCCUCCACUGGUACACCGGUGAGGGCAUGGACGAGAUGGAGUUCACCGAGGCCGAGAGCAACAUGAACGACCUGGUGUCAGAGUACCAGCAGUACCAGGACGCCACGGCCGAGGAGGAGGGAGAGUUCGAGGACGAAGGAGAGGAGGAGCUGGCUUAA
Messenger RNA from Knipowitschia caucasica, 1338 nucleotides. The record is from the annotation of a GenBank genome assembly. NCBI's taxonomy places the organism in Eukaryota, Metazoa, Chordata, Actinopteri, Gobiiformes, Gobiidae.